Molecule: messenger RNA, 417 nt
Organism: Staurois parvus
Lineage: Eukaryota; Metazoa; Chordata; Amphibia; Anura; Ranidae
Source: the annotation of a GenBank genome assembly
AUGUUUCGCAGUGCAGCAGCGCUGGUGCUACGGCAGUCUGUAAGAUUUCAGUCCAGUGAGGCAGGUAUCUUGGAGAGAUCCGUGAACAGGGUGCAGAUUCUGGGCCGUGUAGGCCAGGACCCAGUAAUGAGACAAGCAGAGAGCAAGAACCCAGUCACCAUAUUCUCUGUGGCUACUAAUGAAAUGUGGCGGGCAGGUGAAAGCGAGAUAUACCAGAGUGGAGACAUCAACCAGAAGACAACUUGGCAUCGGGUAUCUGUCUUUCGGCCUGGCCUUCGGGAUGUAGCCUAUCAGUACAUCAAGAAAGGGGUUCGCGUGUACGUGGAAGGCAAGAUCGAUUAUGGAGAAUACACAGACAAAAACAAUGUACGCAGACAGGCCACCACCAUCAUUGCAGGUAAGGAGAUCCUGGACUAG